UAUGUUCAGAUGGAUGUUCAAACUAAGUGAAUGGAAACGCUUAUCUACUUAUGACGUUGAUUUGAAUACUGGUUCAAGUGCUACUCACAUUGAGGUGAUUGACAGGAAGACUAAGAGGCUUGUGGAAGAGUUGAUAGACUCAAAGAUUGUUCUGUCCAUGAUAGCUAUUUACCAGUCCAAAAUUUGGGCUUAGACUUAUGGAUCAAGGGGCAAAGGAGAUUCUGCAGAAACUUUCUGAGAAGCAUGGGAAAAAAAUGAACACAGUUGAAUCCGCCCUAAAAAUUGCCAGCUUUCUUAAGUUCUUUAAGGAUCAAAUAAACAUGGCUGAAGUCAAGUAUCCUCUGCAGCACUUCAAGACAUUCAAUGAAUUUUUCAUAAGGGAGUUGAAACCUGGUGCGAGAACAAUGGCAUACAUGAACCGUGAUGAUGUUGCUGUAUGUGCUGCCGAUUGUCGAUUAAUGGUAUUUGAUAGAACCAAAGGUGUAUAUUGA
Brassica oleracea var. oleracea is the source of this 491-nucleotide messenger RNA. RefSeq names its product phosphatidylserine decarboxylase proenzyme 2-like. Bases 198 to 491 code for a protein of 97 amino acids. The record is from RefSeq and is a predicted model, not a curated record. Gene Ontology annotation, molecular function: phosphatidylserine decarboxylase activity. NCBI's taxonomy places the organism in Eukaryota, Viridiplantae, Streptophyta, Magnoliopsida, Brassicales, Brassicaceae. Gene Ontology annotation, biological process: phospholipid biosynthetic process. The transcript is spliced from 5 exons.